GAUGACAUAUUAGCUACUUAAAGUGAUGGUGGUUCAUUCACACAGGUGUGUGCGACUCUUAGAAUCAUAACUUAAAUGUGACAAGCACCGGAUAACAUCUGAUGCGUGAGCCCAAAGUGAAGCCAACACGUUUGUCCUCUGAGAAGAAAUUACGGUACAUUGGGAAUGGGCUCCAAUGGCCUCUUGGCCAGACUGACCUGCAGAGCAAAUCCCAAAUUUGCUGAAAGAUUAUAUGGGUAAUUCCAGGCAAAUGGCUGUCAACAAACACCCCUGAAGAUGAGUGCUUUUUUAAUUGUAAUAAAAAACCUAAGAAAUACAAUGUACGAGAGUCUUAAUGUCUGUGGGCGGCUCUAAGGAGCACUGCUCUGCCACUCUGCUCAGCUUCAAGUCGUUAUAAAGAAGUGAUUUUAGCUACCACCUUUUUCCUAAAAACGCCAGCCUACGUGCAGUGGCUGCACAAAAUAAGGAAGGAAGGAUUAUUGUGAGCAAAUGUUUUGGUACAACUGAAGCACUCCUCUUCAGGUGCUUGUUGACAGUGAUGUCAACGAACAGGAAACUUGUUUGCCGACUUCAAAUAAUGGGAUUUUCAGGCUGAAAAUAAUAUGAAGACAUAGGAUUUGAACAGAAAUAUUUUACAGGCCUUGGUUUUGGGACCCAUUCUUGAUAAAGACAAGAUGGCGCUGUGGCAGGAAGACUCUUCCAGUAUGCUGGAAGAUGAGCUGACAUGCCCUGUCUGCUUGGACCUGUUCCGUGACCCCCACCAGCUGCCCUGCGGCCACAACUUCUGCUUGCCGUGCCUGCAGCGCCUUCGUGGGGGUGGUGGCGGAAGUAGCCUAAGAGGCUCCCUCUCUUCAUCCUCCACCUCGUUUCUGCGAGCCCGUAUCCGCUGCCCCGAGUGCCGCCAGCAGCAACGCGGCUCAGCCGGCAUCCAGCGCAACUUCAAGCUGGCCAACAUCGCCGACGGCUACCGGCAGAGGAGGGACCAGCACGGGGCGGCCGCCCAGCAGGGCGCGUGUGCAAGCACGAGCGGUGGCGGCGACGGCGGGGCCGUUUCUGACGCUGUCAGCAGGAGCGCACGGCCAGGGCGCGCCAGCACCCCAAUGUACUGCGACUUCUGCCCGCAGCCCUCAGAUGCCUGCGCCGGUGGCUCCCGGGACGUGUGCCCGUCAGAUGGCCCGAGCAGCGUCUUUGUAUCUUCCACCUCCUCCCCACUUUCCUCCUCUUCCUCCUCCUCCUCUUCCUCCUCCCUCUCUCCCUCCUCCUCCUCCUCUUGCGCCACAGCUGGGCUAGCGGUCAAGAUGUGCCUGAAGUGCGAGGUCUCCAUGUGCGUGGAGCACCUGCGACCGCACCUGGAGCUGCCGGCCUUCCGCGGGCACACGCUGGUGGAGCCGCACGGCGACUUGCGCAUCCGCCGAUGCCCGCAGCACGAGGAGGCCUUCCGCUACUACUGCAUGGAGGAGCACGUGUGCUUGUGCAGCUCCUGCAUCAUCAUCGGCGAGCACAGCGGCCACACCAUCAAGACCCUCAAGGACGCCAUGAAGGACAUGAAGUUCUCGUUACAAAAGCAACUCCAAAGAGUGAGCAGGAAGAUUAGUAAAGUUGAAAAAACACUGCAGGACCACAAUGAUCAAGAACGGAAAAACAAGGCGUUCUUGGACGAUACGGACCAACGCGUGGCGAUGUUAGGGGACGUGUUGAGCGGGCAGGUGGCGGGGUUCUUGUCAGCUCUACGUGAGUGCACCUCGUCCCACUGCGGCAGCGCUGCUACCGGUAGUGCCACCCAGUCUGAAGUGCAGCAGACCCGUGGACGCAUCGCUCGCGACCAGGAGUACCUACUGGGCGUCCAGCGUAACCUCCAGGGCCUGAUGGACGAGAGUGACUCUUUCACCUUCCUCAAGGAGUAUCACACAACUGGGAAAAGGAUGCGGCGUCUCUUGAGGAGGCCGCUGUACACCCCGGACUUCUGCGGUGUGGACACAGAAGCACUCGCCAUGAGCAUGGAGAACAAGAUGGAGGACUUUCUGGUGUCCCUGCGGCAACACGGCAGUAACUUCAUCGACACCGUCUGUACAAUGCAUGAAGAGGAACAGGGGGAAGACUACCACAGUGAGAAUGACAAUGAAGACGAAGACAGUGAGGAUGAUCAUGAAGAGCAGAACAUCAGCGAUGAGGAAGAUGAUGAGUCCAGUACAGAGGAAGAGGAGGAGGAGGAAGAUGAUGGAAACCACAGUGGAUCAAUUGAUGGCUCCUACAGCCCAGAGGAAGAGGAAGAAGAAGAGGAGGAGGAGGAUAACGUCGAUGAGGAAGAGGCAGGCGACGAUUCUUCAUCUGAUUAACCUGGCCAUAUGUGUAAACCUAUCUUCAUGUCUGUUUACAUACAGAACAUGUGAUUACUAUGAUACACAAUUGAUGGCCAUAUUCUGUGUAUUGAAGGGGAAAAUUAGCAUUUAACAGGGUUCCUAAGUUUACUUUGAAAUCUGUUUAAAAUGUUCAUUGGUUAAUGAUUGUUAGGUAUUGACCCAUAAGAAAUGUAUCAGUAAAUGUAUGUUAAAUGAGACUAAUGAAGUUGCAGACUAUUGGCCAUGUUAUUCAUAUGCAUAAUAUGCAUUUUGCUCAUUUCAUAUAUUUGUCUUAAGGCUAAAAGUGGUAAACAUUGAAUAUUCUUUUUUUUUUUUUUGAUAAAUAUUGCAAUACCGCAUUUUUGAAAAUCUGGGGAUAAUUUUUUAUAUUAAUCUUUUAAAAUUAUAUUUUUUGUGAUUGCUGCUCUAUUGUUCUAUUAUCUAUUGUAAUAUGAUGGCACUUUUGUUAAAACACAGUAAUAAAGCAUAUAUUGUU
Molecule: messenger RNA, 2835 nt
Organism: Alosa sapidissima (American shad)
Lineage: Eukaryota; Metazoa; Chordata; Actinopteri; Clupeiformes; Clupeidae
Exons: 9
Coding region: 675-2336 (553 amino acids)
Molecular function (GO): zinc ion binding
Source: RefSeq, a predicted model, not a curated record